This is a messenger RNA of Dentiscutata erythropus, 394 nucleotides long. Lineage: Eukaryota; Fungi; Glomeromycota; Glomeromycetes; Diversisporales; Gigasporaceae. The record is from the annotation of a GenBank genome assembly.
AUAGAAAAUUUCAUUCCGUUCGGAAAUCAAGAUAUUGACAAUUUAAUUAAGGCAACGCAUAGCAAAAACUUUAAACUUAAAUAUAGAUUAGAGUGGAUCCAAUUCAGUGACUUUGUAAACAUAAAGCGAAUCGGAACAGGUGGUUUUAUUGUGUUAAAAGUUCUUAAAGAUUCCUCUAAUAUUGAUUCUGCAUUCUUAAAAGAGUUACAAAAUAUUGCCGAAAGUCAGCCUAAUUCCACGGAUGUCAAAUUGUUCAAUGUUAUGGAGUGUCACAAUAUCCAGAUACGAAUAAUUAUAUAUUUGUUAUGUCCUAUAUGUCUCAUGGAAGCAUUUAAAUGGGUUCAUGAAAAUAAAAUCAUACACCGCGAUAUACACGGCGGAAAUAUAUUAAUAG